AUGCUGAAGUACCCAGAGGAUACGCCAGAUCUUCCUCCUCCCACUUACGAGGAGGCUAUCAGUGAACAGCACACGGGAGUCUCUUCUAUCGCUCCCCCACAUCCUCCGCGGCCCAAGCCAAACCAUCUAGUUCCACCUCUUCCGAAUAGAAGAACAAGCAACCUGAGUACCAAUAGUAGCAGUGGCAAUAGCUACAAUAGUCAAAACUUGUAUUCAGCUAACUCAUCACUUCCGUUUAAAUACGAACGUGGCUACCUUUGUAGCAAAUGUAAGAACUCUGGCUACAAGGUCAAAAACGGCCGCCUAUGUCGGGAUUGCUGGGACAAGUUCUACUUGCGGAAAAACGCCUACAAUCCCAACCCUGACUUGCCGUUCAAAUACCCUGUCAAGUACUUCUGUGAUAAAUGUAACAAUACGGGGUACAAGUUGAAAAACGGAAAAUCGUGUAAAGACUGUUGGGAACUAUUCAGCCCACGUAACAGGGUCGGGGGCAGUUCUUCUUAUGGAAGAAUGAAUAUUACUUCUCCUCCAGUAGCAGCAACGGCCAUGGGAGGUUUUGGACCGAUGGCUCCCAUGAUGGUUCCACCAGUGGCGCCAUUGAGGGUUCCUCCUGGAGAUCCUCGCCUCGGUGGUGUUCCCUGUGGACGAUGUAGAGGUACGGGAAUGAUCACAUUCUUGUUAGACCAAGACCUAUGUCCCGUUUGUCGUGGAUUGGGAAGAGUAAUACACGGACCGCCACGGGCCCCUAUGCCACCUCCUCAACACUAUCAACAGCCAUUUGCCCCACCUCCUCCGCAUCCAUCCAGACCACAAUAUCCAUAUGGAAAGAGCUAG
Molecule: messenger RNA, 834 nt
Organism: Scheffersomyces stipitis CBS 6054
Lineage: Eukaryota; Fungi; Ascomycota; Pichiomycetes; Serinales; Debaryomycetaceae
Exons: 2
Coding region: 1-834 (277 amino acids)
Cellular component (GO): cytoplasm
Source: RefSeq, a predicted model, not a curated record